CCAUUCCGCUCCGCUCGGCUGAUCUAUCAUGCCUUAGAGGACACGCCAGAAGACGACGCCUUCGUGCACUCAGUCCAAUCCGAUGCCCAGGCCUACGUCGGCUCGACCACGUCUCUGCUCCGGCCAGAAAGCAGAAAAGCCAGCGAAAGCUUCCGGGCGCAUUUGGAGAACUUACUGUUGGGCGUCAUCGUCUGCCUCGCGCCUCCUCCAUCAGUCCCACCGGCGGCACCCGUCCCGAUCGGUAUCAUCUAUUUGACGAGUCCGCGCCCUGGGAGGGAACAUCAUCGCAACAGCUACAUCAGUGUGGACAUCGUUGCCCCACACCAGCGUCAGGGCUAUGGCAGCGAGGCAAUCGAAUGGGUCCUCAACUGGGGGUUUCAGAUCGCGGGCUUGCAUCGCAUUGCGAUUGAAAGUUUGUCAUACAACGAGGGUGCGACGCGUUUGUACGAACGACUUGGUUUCGUGCUGGAAGGUCGGAAACGGGAAGCUAUUUGGUACAAUGGUGAAUGGCACGAUAUGAUAUCGUUCUCGAUGUUGGAGGAUGAGUGGAGGAACAAACAACGGAAA
Messenger RNA from Aplosporella prunicola CBS 121167, 567 nucleotides. RefSeq lists its product as uncharacterized. The annotation marks the transcript as partial. The record is from RefSeq and is a predicted model, not a curated record. Gene Ontology annotation, molecular function: acyltransferase activity, transferring groups other than amino-acyl groups. Lineage: Eukaryota; Fungi; Ascomycota; Dothideomycetes; Botryosphaeriales; Aplosporellaceae. The transcript has a single exon.